ACUUCGAUGAAAAUUACAGAUCGAGAACUCCUCUUUGAGUUUGUUCGUGUUCCCCAAAAAGUUACAUAUAGCCACUUUAAUUCUUUCCUGUAGGUGGCAGCAAAAUUACGCUGCGUCACCUUCAUCUGGAUAGAGAAUUGCUCCACUGCUCAUAGGCAUGGGAGCUGGUUCCAGUCAACCCAGUGAGAAUGAUGAGCAGGCCAUCGUACCCCAGCAGGACAGGAGAAAGACCUCUAACAGGAGACACUCUGAGGAAACACUGGACUGUCCAACCUGCCAGGGCACGGGCCGCAUCCCACGAGGCCAGGAGAGCAAAUUGGUGGCAGUGAUCCCCUGCUCCGAUCAGAGGCUGAAACCACGACACACGAAGUUGUAUGUCACUGUGUCGGUGACGCUGUGCCUGCUGGUCAGCUCGCUGGUCCUCUUCUUCUUGUUUCCUCGCAGUGUCAUCCUCUCACCCGGGGCUGUCAAGUCUGUCUAUGUUUACUUCACCCCGACCACUGUCCAAAUGAACAUCACGAACAUCAUGAAUAUUACCAAUGACAACUUCUUUACAGUUCAGGCCUAUAACUUGACAGUGCAGGCUCUUUUUGAUAAAACGGUUGUGGGCAAGGCUGAUAUGAAAAAUGUCACCACCGUCAAACCACUCACGGACAAAACGUUUGCCUUUGAGAUUCCUGUCACGCUAGUGGAGGAGGGUCUGAACAAUUACUGCAAGAAAUCUACGAUCAAGAUCCACACGUUAUUUGUCCAUCUUCAGAUGUCAAUGACUGUCUACUACCUGGCCCACUUUGAGCAGAUUUCCCUGGACACGUUUGAAUACAUCGACUGUGGGUCUAACACCACAACACCCCACCUCAUCAACCCUACACCCUGAGAACAAGGGCUCCAUUAGGGGCAGGAUGGCAAGGGUGAGGGGAAGACUGAGGAGCAGGCCAUGAGGUGAACUGUGGAGAACAACUGUGUGACAGUGUGGUCAAAAACCAUAUGGUUUUUCUUCCAAAAUCCAAAUGUUCUGGGGAAGAAAGAAACAACAAAAAUGUGGAGCUUGAAAUUCAAAUUAAAGCUCUAAAAUGUUCUGUUUGUCUUUUUUAUGCACCUCUGUAGAGCUUUAUAAGUAGGGUCAUUGAGGUGGUUGGAGGCUCUGCACUGUGAAAAUUUAUUUUUUGCCACUUUAUUCUACUGAAAGAGUUACUCUGAAAUUGAAAGACUACAAAUUUGCACAAAUUUAAUUCAGAUGUUAUAUUUGUGCAUAAUUUCCAAUAAAACAGAUUGUCGGUGCACUUCUACAAACAAGUAAAUUACUUUUGUAUGUGUUUUAAUUGGUUAAAGUAGCUAAAACCAUGUAAGUAUUCUUAACGUUAUGCAUACAACUAUGUAGCAUUGAUCACAGAACUUUUCUAUGGAAUCACAUCGGAAUUACAGUUCUGUCUGACUACUGACCACACAUGUGAUUUUUAUGUUAAACCAUCAUCUCUAAUUGUAUACUAAUUCUAACAGCUCUAACAAGAUCUGGAUAUUAAUUCACCUAUUGUUUUUCUGUGUCACUGAAAUUAGAUUAUUAGUGAGGGAAAAAUGGUUAAAUUGUUUGGAAUCCACAUAGACUAGUAGUGUCACCACAGGUAUUUUUGUAAUGGGGAAACUAACUAAUUUACUCCCUUGCACUAUAGCAAAAUCAUGGCAAUGUUUCUUAUGCUCUGUUCAAAUACUCUUAAUAUUUACUUCCUCUAUUAUUUAUGUUAAGGGUUUUAGUGCAUUGUUUCCACCUUUGUCAGAUUAGUGAAAAACGUUGUAUGCAUUUUAAAGGAUUCAAUAAUGAAAUCACAAAGCCUGAGAAAAUAGAGUACAAGUUCCUUGUUUGGUCACAUAAUUAAAUGAUGUAUAUUUAAAUGGGUGCUAAAGUUACAUAAGUUUCCUUGAUGACAGUUGGGUCCAGUCCAUAUGGGUCGUCUUCACCAAUGACUGGAUAUGGGCUCUUCACCACUGCUGGGAGUACUGUAUGGACUGUAAUGUUGAGAAAUAAAAACACUCCUAUAA
This is a messenger RNA of Oncorhynchus tshawytscha (Chinook salmon), 2037 nucleotides long. RefSeq names its product transmembrane protein 106B. Bases 158 to 877 code for a protein of 239 amino acids. NCBI's taxonomy places the organism in Eukaryota, Metazoa, Chordata, Actinopteri, Salmoniformes, Salmonidae. The record is from RefSeq and is a predicted model, not a curated record. The transcript is spliced from 7 exons.